Messenger RNA from Coregonus clupeaformis (lake whitefish), 1959 nucleotides. RefSeq lists its product as uncharacterized. Lineage: Eukaryota; Metazoa; Chordata; Actinopteri; Salmoniformes; Salmonidae. The record is from RefSeq and is a predicted model, not a curated record. The coding region runs from base 50 to 1513 and encodes 487 amino acids. The transcript is spliced from 13 exons.
CAGGAAUAUUUUCUCUGAAUUUUUCUCAUCGCCUCAGACGCGGCCAGCCAUGUCUACCAAGGCUUCCACCCCUAACAAGCCUCGGAGGCUGAGGGUCUCUGACGUGCGUCGGGAGCUCCAGAGCCUGCUCCUGGGGGCAGAGAUGGCCCACAAGGCUGACAUCCACACAUACAGCUGUGGCCACUUGAGCCCCUACGCCCUGAGCCAGCCCCAGCCCCACCGGAGGAGGACAGAGGAACCAAUCUGGCAGACGUCUGAGGUCCAGGAAAGGGAAAAGGAUGAGGAGGGAGGACUGAGUCCCAGUCCUCUUACGCAACACCUCCAGAGACAAACCAAGAUGGCCGCCAACAUCGAGAAGAUGAAGGAAGCGAUGUUUGAUUUCACUGUCGCCAAGGGGCUAAAACCUAAGGUCUUGAAGCCUGAGCAGCAUGAGAGCAGUACUGGCACACAGAGGGGAACGAAGGGAGAGGAUGGAGAAGAAAGAGAGAGGAGGAAAACAAGAUCCAAGAUGGUUCUGGACACCUCUGAGCUCUUCCUGGUCAAACCCAGCGUAGCAUCACAGUCCAAACCUCCUGGAGGUGUUGAGGAGGGGAACCAAGACAGGUACUGGUUCACUCAGUCUCACCUGGGGGGCCUAACCAAGAAGGACCAGAUGAGGAUGAUGAAACACUUUGACAGACAGGUGUUGGGGAAGCAGGACCUCAGGGACAGGAAGUGGAUCAGUGGGACCAAGGCUGCUGAGGUCUACGAGUGGAAGCUAGAGAAGGAGCUGAGGAGGCUGUCGGACCAGAGCCGUCCCAGUAGAGACCGUCUGGGGGUGUUCAGUGACGUCUUCAACGACGUCUGUGAAGGCUCGCCAGUAUUCAGAGACAUCCUCAGGGAAAUCAAGACAGACUAUGAUCUGUACCUCAACUCUAUUCUGGACUCCCAGACGUCUCUUGAGGACUUGUCUGUUCUGGCUCCGCUGGGUGGUCUGGCCAUCGUAGGGGCAGAGGAUCUGGAGGAGGCUGGGAACGAGGUGUCCAGGCUGGGGGAGGAGGCACAGAGGGCGCUGGAGGAGAAUGACCGAGUCAGGAAUCAGUUUCAGAACGCACGUGACAGAGUCAUGGAAAUCCCAGAUGAUAAAGGGCUCCGUAAGGAGGCCACCCUGCCAGGUCUGAUAAGGCCAGGGGAAGGGGCUGUCUCCUUUAUAGAUCGUGUCCAGCCUAAGAGACGUCAGGCGUGGAUCAUGUGGGAGGAGGUGCAGCUGCUGCAGAAGGAACUUAAGGAGAAGAUGGUGUCCAUCGUCACCACGGGAGCUACAGAGAGAUGCAUCAGAGACUCAAAGGGAGAGAUCAUGAGACUACUGGCCUCAAACAAACGCUUCAGAAACACCAACAAGGAUCUGGAAAGCAACAUCAACAUGAUCCUGGACAGAGUGAGAGCAAGCGAGGAUGUGAAAGCGGAGGUGUGGGACAAAAUAUGGAUCGCCCUGCUACACGAGGACGAUGGAACACAACCACUAGUAAAUUAGUCGCGUUUGGAACAGUACCUCGUUUUGUCCACUAGGGGGUACUAUUUGACAAGAUGAUCUAAAGACCACUUCUACACAUUCAUGCUGGAAGACAGGGUGAUUACACGCGUUAAGCCAAGCUUCACCUUACUUUUAAUCGUUGUUAUUCAAGCUGACCUCUGAUGGUAACAGAAGUACAAUGGCAUUAGUGACAACAGCAACAACCACACAUUAAAAUGUAGUCCUUCCAAGAGUCAAUUAUGCUGUAAUGACAUCAUUGAAAUAUCUUAUUUGACUUAUCAGACUAUAUAAUAGUCUUGUAACAAUAAAGAGACUGUAUCAUUGAGGCUUUUGUUAAAUGUGGUGAGGAUUGUAAUACAUAUGGCUUUGAUGUCAUACAAGCAAACCAUACAACCGUCAGUCCAACUGUGUAUUGAGGCCUUUAAAUAAAUAGUGAUGUGAUUUGA